Psilocybe cubensis is the source of this 840-nucleotide messenger RNA. RefSeq lists its product as uncharacterized. Lineage: Eukaryota; Fungi; Basidiomycota; Agaricomycetes; Agaricales; Agrocybaceae. The transcript has 8 exons. The record is from RefSeq and is a predicted model, not a curated record. Gene Ontology annotation, molecular function: oxidoreductase activity. The coding region runs from base 1 to 840 and encodes 279 amino acids.
AUGUCGCCUAUCUCUAAAUUAUCCAUUACCUCUACGAUCCGCCUUGCCACCGGUUAUGAUAUGCCCAUGAUUGGAUUUGGUGUCUACCAAAACUACAAUGCAUCGGUCUCGACAUUGGAAGCCUUCAGAGCUGGUUAUCGCCUCAUUGACACUGCUCAGGUUUAUCGUAAUGAAAAGGAUGUCGGCCAGGCUGUGCGUGAAUCUGGUAUUGAACGAAGUCAAGUUUUCGUCGUCACUAAAUGUGUGUCCAAAACCCACGGUUAUGAAAGCACAAAAAAAGGCAUUGAAGAAUCUCUUAAAGUCCUAGGAAUAGGCUACAUAGAUCUAUUUCUUAUUCAUGACCCGUUCUCUGGGAAGGAGCGCCGCUUGGAGACCUACAAAGCCCUGUUAGAGGGGAAAUCGGAGGGUAAAAUCAGAUCUGUAGGCGUGUCUAAUUUCAAUAUCAAACACAUUGAGGAGCUCAGAGAAGCGGGUUACGAACUUCCAGCUGUCAAUCAAAUUGAGCUACACCCGUUCUGCCAACAAAAGCCUAUAGUGAAGUACUGUAGGGAGAAUAAUAUUGUUGUUCAGGCAUAUUGUCCGAUUGUCCGAGGUAAAAUGGACCACCCUGUAAUCAACGAGUUGGCUACCAAGUACUCACGAGAUCCUGCCCAAAUUUUAAUUCGUUGGUCAAUGCAACAUGGAUAUGUGCCGCUUCCUAAAAGCGAGAAAACUGAACGCAUUCUCUCCAACAUUGAUGUAUUUGGGUUUGAAUUAGAUGAAACCGACAUGCAUGCCCUCGACGGACUUGAUAGGGGAAAGGAGGGCGCUGUUAGCUGGAACCCUGUCGAUGUGGAUUAA